Elaeis guineensis (African oil palm) is the source of this 762-nucleotide messenger RNA. NCBI's taxonomy places the organism in Eukaryota, Viridiplantae, Streptophyta, Magnoliopsida, Arecales, Arecaceae. The record is from RefSeq and is a predicted model, not a curated record.
AUGCUGGUUUAUGAGUAUGUUGAUAACUGGAACUUAGAACAGUGGCUUCAUGGUGAAGUUGGACCUUGCAGCCCUCUCACGUGGGAUAUUCGCAUGAAUAUUAUACUUGGAACAGCAAAAGGCUUAACGUACUUCCAUGAGGGGUUGGAACCGAAGGUAGUUCAUCGGGAUAUUAAAUCGAGCAACAUUUUGCUUGAUAAGCAGUGGAAUCCCAAGGUUUCAGAUUUUGGGCUUGCCAAGCUCCUGGGGUCAGAAAGGAGCUAUGUAACGACAAGAGUGAUGGGAACAUUUGGUUAUGUUGCUCCCGAGUAUGCUAGUGCUGGUAUGUUGAAUGAGAGGAGCGAUGUGUAUAGUUUUGGGAUUCUUAUUAUGGAAAUCAUUUCUGGUCGAAACCCAGUCGACUGCAGCGGGCCUCCAGUAGAGGUUAGUAUGGAUUUACUUCAUACCAGAAGUUUGUUGAGUUUGACUGAAGGGGUUUUGGAUCCUAAAUUGCCGGAAAAACCUUCUUCAAGGGCAUUGAAAAGAGCUCUUCUAGUAGCUCUGCGUUGUGCCGAUCCUGAUGCACAGAAAAGACCGAAGAUGGGGCAUGUGAUACACAUGCUUGAAGUCGAUGAUUUUCCAUAUCGAGAUGAACGGCGCACCGGACGAACAUAUAGAAGCAGCCCUCAUGAGAAAACAAGUUUGUUAGAAAAGCCAGUGACUGAAUCGGGCGAUAGUAGCGGGUACGAGAGCAAUACCAACGUCAACGGACCUUCUAGGUGA